CGCUCCACGCGACCCCGCUCGCGCUCGCCGCCGCUCCAAUGCCCGCCCAGAAGCGCCCGCCCGCACCCUCCCUCUCCGCGGCCCCUGGCGCCGGCUCGCCCCCUCCCGUGCCCUCUCCGCCGCCGCCUGCGGCCGAGCCCGCGGAGAAGAAGCCCAAGCUGGAGGAGAACGGCGCCGAGGCCAACGGAAACGUCAACGAUUCCGGCGCGAAGGCGGCGGCGGCGGCGGCAGCGUCGGAGUCGGAGUCAGAGUCGGAGGACGCGGACGCCGUGAACCAGGAGUUUAUUCCAGUGAAAUUGGCGGACAUACGCAAAGAAGUGCAGUGUCCCAUAUGCUUAGGCAUUAUCCGGAAGACUAGAACAGUUAUGGAGUGUCUGCACCGGUUCUGCAGGGAAUGCAUUGACAAAUCCAUGCGACUUGGGAAUAACGAGUGCCCAGCAUGCCGCACACAUUGUGCAAGUCGGCGUUCUUUGAGAGAUGAUCCCAACUAUGAUGCCCUGAUUGCAGCUCUGUACCCAGAUAUUGACAAAUAUGAAGAAGAGGAACUAGCCUUCAACGAAGAGGAGAAUGAUCGCAAUAAACAGAUUCAAGCAUCCAUUGCCGAGGCUUUUCGGAAACAAUCAGAAGUUAUUGGGCGGAAGUCUACUGCCAAAGCUACUGCUGCCGCAUUUGUAAGAAGAUCACGCCGCAACAUUCGGGCCAAUGGGCAUAGUACCUAUUUUCGUGGUAGAGGAAGAGCCAGUUCCGAUGAUGUUGCACUGGCCUGUUCUGAUGAUGAAGAGGAUGGAAACGGUCAAAACUUGGGUAAAGAGGAGUCCUCUGCUGAGGAGAGUUCCCCAGAGAAAAAGCAGAAACGACCGCCGAAAUGGCCAACACCACGUUCUUCACCUGCCCGAGCAGCAUGCAGUGAAGAGGCUGCUUCUGAUGAUAAGGACGAUGUAGGAAUCUCUAGAGAAAAUUUUAGCACAUCUCCGCUGCGAGCAUGGGGAAAGAAUGGUACUCGCAGUCAGACUCGAUACAGUAGCUUUAGUGGUUCAAAUGGCAGGGUGGUCAAGGGUGGGCGCAUGAUCAAGUUGGUUGAGUGUCUGCGAAAUUCUGAUGACAAUGAUAGCGAGCGUGACAUACAUCUUUGUUUGCUUCCACUGGAUGGACAAACUACACCAAAUCUAGAGAAGCCAUAUCUGUGUUGUGGCCCAACUCUCUCCAUCAAACAGCUUUGUCAGUUUGUCGCCAGUCAGACAUCUCACAAGGAUGAAGAAGUUGAGAUCUACGCACGGAAGCCUUCCUACAACGACCUUGUCAGCACUAACACAUCCGGUUUUGAUAAGGCAAGGCUUGUAGGGGAGGAGCGCCUUUCAGACUUGCGAUCCUCAUUCACAUUUCCCAAUGGGGUUCUGGAGCUGGUCUAUGCCAUCAAAGUCGCAAACUAGGCAUUGAAUAAAGUGGGCCAGUUGGUUCAAAUUGAAGGAUUUUGUUUAUAGAUAUCAGGAUAUGACCCUUUUGGUGACUCAGGGCUUUUGUAUACGAUUAAGGACUCAAAAAACCUUGUGAGGAUAGUUGGGGUAUAAUUACCUUGUGAGAUGUGAGAUAAAUGUGUGCAGGUUGUUGUCAAUUAGUAGUUUUCAGAUGAGUCAGGUUCACUUACAUAGUUGAUUUGUUUCAACUUGUGGGGUUAAUAUUAUUUUGUGCAGACGGCAGCCCGUCCGUGCUGCGAACGGCUCCCUGAGAUGUAACAGAAAUUAGUUUUUGCGCUCCUUGUAUGACACAUGGUCAAGUUGUGUUGUAUUUA
Molecule: messenger RNA, 1789 nt
Organism: Panicum hallii
Lineage: Eukaryota; Viridiplantae; Streptophyta; Magnoliopsida; Poales; Poaceae
Product: putative E3 ubiquitin-protein ligase RING1a
Exons: 10
Coding region: 39-1430 (463 amino acids)
Source: RefSeq, a predicted model, not a curated record